Messenger RNA from Mytilus californianus (California mussel), 2053 nucleotides. RefSeq lists its product as uncharacterized. Bases 105 to 1943 code for a protein of 612 amino acids. The transcript has 9 exons. Lineage: Eukaryota; Metazoa; Mollusca; Bivalvia; Mytilida; Mytilidae. The record is from RefSeq and is a predicted model, not a curated record. Gene Ontology annotation, biological process: protein folding. Gene Ontology annotation, molecular function: alpha-tubulin binding.
CAAACUAGCGAGGUGGCAUUUGACCUACUGAAAUCAUAGCUAAAAAUAUAUUUCCAUAGAAUAGUGUAGAAAUCUUACAUAUUUUCAUACCACUGGUCAGCAAGAUGGCGCAAGAAAGACCAAGACAGAGAACGAAAAGGAAAAAGUCCUUUACAGAUGCUUUAAAACAGAAAUAUUGUGUGGAUGAAAGCUCAGAAAAUAUGUCGGGAUUUGUGAUUGAAAUUGCAUUUCAUGGUAAACCAAAGACGAGUGGUUCAGAUGCCGAAUUGGCUUACUUGAGAAAUGUGAUUUUAAAUAACAGUGGUGUAUGGAAGGCAGGCCUCCCACAUGAAGGACUGAAGUCUUUAUGUCCUAAUGUUGUGGACUUAGAUUUGUCAGACAACUAUCUGCAUGACUGGAGUGAUGUUCUGGAACUUCUUACACAGCUUCCAUGUCUGAAGUUUGUCAACAUUGCUAGAAAUCCUUUAAAAGAUGAGUGUUCAGCUUUAGAGAAAUGGAGCACAACUUUACCCAGUAUAGAGAAUCUGGUAUUGAAUGGUACUAUGGUGUCCUGGUCAGAUAUACUUAACCUGUCCAAGAAUCUCCCAUCACUUAAAGAACUACAUGUUUGUGCAAAUGAUUUUGACAAAGUAACCUGUAACAACACAGAUGUAGCACAGAAUCUGCCUAAUUUACACUGUCUCAGGAUGAACAAUAACAGAAUACAAAGUUGGGAAGAGAUCUGGAAAUUGAGACAUUUACCACAGUUACAGUCCCUGAUAUUGUCAGAGAACCCUCUACAGAAUUUGUCUUAUGAGCACAAAGAUGAUGAUGUCACUGAUUUGUGUGUAUGUGAUCAGAAUAAAGAUAUGAAUGGUAAUGUUGAAAUCCAAAAUGAGAUUCAAAACAUUGUUAAUAAUCUGGUUCAUGACACAUUUAGAAGUGUAGCAACAGAAGAAAUGCAGAUGGGAAGUUUUGAGGACACACUUUAUGUUCCAGAGGAGGAGGAGAAUGUAAUAACAUCACAUGACACAGAAACCUUACCAGACUCAGAAAAUGAUAGUCACAUGGGAGAAAUGGAACAUGACAAGGGAGACAACUCAGAAUGUGAAAUAUUUGAUAUGUCUAUUGAUGAAAGCUCUGACAGUCAUGGAAUUGUUUGUUCCAGAUGUGGAAAAUUUAAAAAAGACAUUUUAGGAACAAAACCUUUCUCCAACUUGUCCAGUUUAUGUCUGAGUCAAACAAAAUUGGGUGAUUGGAAAUACAUUGAAGCCCUGAGUAGAUUUCCAUCAUUAAAGUCAGUUCGAGUUAUGGAUAUAGACUUGACUACAAAACUAAGUCAAGAUGACAGGAGGAAGCUUCAGAUAGCAAGCCUUCCAAAUAUAAGCAUUCUGAAUGGUAGUGAGGUGACCGUGAAUGAAAGAGAUAAGGCAGAAUGGCAUUAUCUAAGAUUCUUUAUGGACAAUCCAAGUAAACCUCCAAGAUAUUUUGAGUUGGAGAAAAAGCAUGGAAAGCCUAAACCAUUACGAAACGUAAUGAUUUGUCCCAGGGGUUUCCAGGAAUGGAUCAAUCUUACACUUGUUUAUAAGGACCAGAUGAUAACAUCCAGAGUAAGAGUUGUAGAACCUGUUGGCAAGCUUAGAUUGUUUGUUGCCAAGAAGUUUUGUUUGUAUGCCUCAGUAAAAAAUUUCAAGAUGUUUCAUCUAGCAUGUGGCCCUUACCAUGAUGAUGAAAAUAAAGUCUUUGAGGAAUUAUCAAGUAGAUGUGAAAAUCUACCAAUGAGCCGAUUUGACAUCAUGGAGGGAGAUCAAGUUCAUAUUGACCUUGACGAAGAUGAUGACUUUACCAAAGAAAAGGGAUUCCUACAUUACUUAAUGCUGGGAUCAUAUGUGGACAAGGGUGAUGAGGGUAAAACUCCAAUUCAGAAUACUCCACCCAAGAAUAUUGCAUUUGUUGUGAAAUGAUUGACAUAACUUCUACAACAUUGUAAAGCAAUAGUGCUUAUUUAUGAAUGUACAUUAAAAGUUCUCCAUUCCUACAAAACCUAGCUUAAGAGAGACUCAAAUACAAUAUU